UGCGAUGAUGGCAGAUCAUGGCGUCAACAGCGAGUUUUUUUGUCUAUUUACAGUAAGACUUACUCUUCAUCCAGGUCACCUUUUUUAUUAAUAAUUAAAAAAAACACUUGAAGAAAGAUCUAUAAAAUGGUGAAAAUGAAAUUUAUAUCCCUCAAUGAGCGAUGAUUCAAAGACCGAUACGGUAUAACGUUCCACAGAUUGCAGAAGGGACAGUCAUUGUUAAAGAUGACUUUAAUUCAAGCAAAAAUCAGAUGAAAAUAACUGUCGAAAUUCUAUCGAAAGAAAAUGAAAAACAAGCAUCGCUAACACGUCCGUUGGACGACGCUGUUCAAAAAGAUCUCACGGUGACCACUUCUGGUUCAAAUGUGGUAAAUGGUCGUUACAUAUUUCUUGUUGAUGAAAAAAAUGAGGGAAUAUCUUCAGAAAAAAUCCAGGAGAAAGAAGACAAAAAAUCUGGACAUACUGAGGGUCCAACGAUCUUUCAAACGAAAUGUGAUCAUGAAGUUUCUUCUGACGAGGAGUCUGAAUCAUCUAUUGAUGUAGUAGGACACGAAGUCGUAUUAAAAACAUCCAGUGAAAAAACAACUUCGGAUGAUCCAGAUUAUUUACAAUUAUUGGAAGCACAUCAACAAAGAUUAGAAGAUGCAGCCAGUGGAUUUGCCAAUUCAGAUGUACAUUUUGUAGAAGGUGAUCAACCAACAAUGUAUGCGAACGGACCGGGUUCUUUUGCGUAUGGCGAUGCCACAAUAUUUGGGCAGCAAGGUGCUCCUGCAGGAUAUUUAGAUGGAAGUCAACAUCCUCCCACUUAUACCACUCCUGCUACUAAUUCUCCGACGAUGGUGCCUGGAACACAGGGUCAGGUUAUAACUUACCAACACACAAGUGGUCUUGCUGGACAAAUCAAUCCUAGACCUCCUAUUACACAUACAACAAGAGCAUCUCCUGCGACGGUUGCGUGGUUGCUUGAGAAUUAUGAAACAUCCGAAGGAGUGAGUCUACCGCGAAGUACUUUAUAUAAUCAUUAUUUGCAACAUUGCCAAGCAAACAAACUGGAUGCUGUGAACGCAGCGAGUUUUGGAAAGUUGAUACGUUCAGUGUUUGUUGGAUUAAAAACAAGAAGACUGGGAACUAGAGGAAAUUCCAAAUAUCAUUAUUACGGUAUUCGUAUCCAGCCGAAUUCUCCUCUGAACGCUUUGGUUGACCAUGAAAUCCAAGGAGCAAUGCGACAAUCGCCCUCUGCUCACAAGAGUAGAUUGAAGUUAACGACGAAAAUUGAGAAUGAAUCAUUCGGAGAGGAGCAGAGUCGGGCAGGUGAAGAUUCACAACAAACCAAGAAUCAACAAGAACAACAUCAACAAUAUCUUGGCGAUAUUUCACAAGGUCUUCGAGAAUUCAAACCAGUUCAGGCGACUGAACCUUUGCCAGAUGGAAUCAGCAGUUCUGAUAUUGUGGUCUUCUCGCAACUGUAUCGAGAACAUUGUGAGGCAAUUUUAGACGUCGUUGUUAAUUUACAGUUUGCGUUAGUUGAAAGUUUAUGGCAUACUUUCUGGAGAGCGCCGUCCUCUGAAGAGGAGUCUAAACAAGAUUCUCAGACGCCGAUCAAUGAGGGUUCUCUUGAAGAGCGACUUCCAAAGAUAAAACUAACAUUGCUGUGCAGCUAUCAACCCAUAUUGGAUUUUGUUAAAGAUGCUGAUCAUGUUCUUUAUCAGACAUUGGUCGAAACGUUGAUUCCUGAGGUUUUAAGACCAAUUCCAGGUUCUUUGACAUCUGCCAUCCGAAACUAUGCCAAGUGUCUUGAAUCCUGGUUGAUGGGCAGCCUCACUGAUAUUCCACAGAAAAUGGUGGAUCUUAAGAUAUCCACAUGCAGUGCAUUUUCACAGACGUUGCGUCGUUAUACAUCAUUAAAUCAUCUUGCCCAAGCCGCUCGAGCUGUGUUGCAGAAUCCACAACAGAUCAACCAAAUGUUGGCAGAUCUAAAUCGAGUGGACUUUGCUAACGUACAGGAACAAGCGUCUUGGGUGUGUCAAUGUGAUGAUGAAGUUGUGAACCAGUUAGAAGCAGAUUUUAAAGCAACGUUGGCGCAACAGAAUUCUCUUGAGAAAUGGGCGGAUUGGUUGCAAGGCGUUGUCAAUAAAGUUCUUGCUUCCACCGAGGGUACACCAGCUUAUCCUAAAGCUGCUCGACAAUUUUUGUUAAAAUGGUCGUUUUAUAGCUCUAUGGUAAUCCGUGACCUAACAUUACGUAGUGCAGCUAGUUUUGGUUCGUUUCAUUUAAUUCGUCUUCUCUAUGAUGAGUACAUGUUCUAUUUAAUUGAGCACAAAGUAGCUGAUGCAACAGGAAAGUCUCCUAUUGCUGUUAUGGGCGAGUUUGUUGGUCUUGGUGCAAACUUUGCUGCGUCAUUGGCCCCCCUUGAUGCUCUCAGACAAAAUGGUCUGGGUGACAGUGGAUCGGAGGUGACAUCAGAGGAUGAUUCUGGUGACAGUGUGAAGCAACAACCAUCCACAGACAUCUCUACAUCAGAUGAGCCUGAUGUCAAGAAACAACGAACAAAUUAAGAAAUGAAUAUAUAGAUUAUAUGUUUCUUUUUUUAUUUGUUAAUAUUUGAGAUGUUCUCGUGAUUUUAAGGUCAACUAAAGUUGAAUUUAUUUCAUAAGACAUAGCUCACUUGCAGUUAUCCGUGCAGAAACAAAACCAAACAAAUUGCAAACAAUUUGAAUGCUGUGAUUACGGUGGAACUUAUUUCUCGUGUUGUUUUUGGUAAUAUGUCGGAUAUUUUGUAAAUAUACUUGUAGGUCACGUAAAUAUCAUUUUAACGAACAAGAUUUGUGUAAAUUAUUGGAAAAAUAUGAACUGCAUGCGGAUUCUUGUAUCAGAAAUAUAUCUGUUUAGACGUUCAUUGCUCAAAAAGAAGUUGUAAAUAUUACGAAACAUUUGUUGUACAACUUAACUUCACAAAUUGUAUUAAGAUAAGAAAGGUUUUAAAUUGUAU
Dendronephthya gigantea is the source of this 2989-nucleotide messenger RNA. Its product is annotated as transcription factor RFX3-like. Gene Ontology annotation, molecular function: DNA-binding transcription factor activity, RNA polymerase II-specific; RNA polymerase II cis-regulatory region sequence-specific DNA binding. The record is from RefSeq and is a predicted model, not a curated record. NCBI's taxonomy places the organism in Eukaryota, Metazoa, Cnidaria, Anthozoa, Malacalcyonacea, Nephtheidae. The transcript is spliced from 19 exons. The coding region runs from base 162 to 2555 and encodes 797 amino acids. Gene Ontology annotation, biological process: regulation of transcription by RNA polymerase II.